AUGCGUCUCCGCUUAACAAUUUUCUUAUUCACAUUGCAAACCGUUUCGGAGUCAUGCAUUCCGACUCAACAGGUGGAAACUACAACUAGCACAACCACAACGACGACAACUACAACUACCACAACAACAACUACACCAUCAACAACUACAACAACUGUGUUAACUGAACCACCAUUCCCAUGCACAACGUGCCCGAAGGUGUACGAUACAGCUUGCCAAGGCUUUGGAAUACCAAGUUUAAUUGAUUGGUGCCCUCAAGCGGCUGAAGUCGGAGUCAACUAUUUUCUUGGCCUUGUUGCUGCUCUUCCAUUCUUACCAGCAGAUUCUUGCUCGACCACUAUCGUUUGUCCGCCCGGCACAACUCCCAGAGUCAAUCUAUUCGGUUCGUCAAUUCCUGCUCCAACUCCCGCAACUCUUGCAUACUGUAGACAAACUGGUCCUGACGCAGGCACAUGGUUUACAGGCGUUCCACCAUUUGAGAUUGAACUUACUUCAUUGACGUGCCAAUCAGUAGUGUCAGGAUAAUAAAAAAUCGUAUUUUAAAUGCUAAUAAAACUUAUAUCAAUAUUACUAAUUAUAAUAACAAUCAUACCAAGUUAAUAAAUAUU
Messenger RNA from Caenorhabditis elegans, 608 nucleotides. RefSeq names its product DUF281 domain-containing protein (gene T13C5.10). Bases 1 to 525 code for a protein of 174 amino acids. The record is from RefSeq and is marked reviewed. The transcript has 4 exons. Lineage: Eukaryota; Metazoa; Nematoda; Chromadorea; Rhabditida; Rhabditidae.